AUGUUUGUAAGUGGUCCUGAAGGAACCGGUAAAAGUUUUGUCAUUAAAAAUUUAGUUUCGUGGAAUAAAAUUUAUCGUGAUAAAGAUACAGCUGUUACAGCACCAACUGGAAUUGCUGCAUAUAACGUCCAAGGACUUACAAUUCACAGAUUUCUACAACUUCCAGUAGAACACGGUGGCACAGCUGAGUACAAAGAAUUAUCUGGAGCAGCUUUAAAACAAAUAAGACAAACAUUGCAGAACGUUGACUUACUUAUUAUAGAUGAAAUAUCAGUGGUAUCGAAUAUUACUUUCAUGUAUAUUCAUUUGCGUUUAACUGAGAUAUUUGAUACAUCUGAUAAUGAGGACGGAUGGUUUGGUAGCAUAAACGUACUUGUUUUUGGCGACCUGCUGCAGCUUCCUCCAGUUCGCGAAGAUUUUGUAUUUGUCGGAAUGAACAAAAAACAAAUUGAUAAAUACAUAAAAUCGAUGAUUACUUUUAAUUUAUGGGAGUUAUUUGAAUAUGAUGAAUUAACAAUCAAUAUGAGACAAAAAAAUGAUAAAGAUUACUCAGAAAUUCUUUCACAACUAUGUAAAUAUUUAGGCAAAUUACCAAACGAUACUGUAUGCUUGUUACCUACAAGGAAAACGUGCAAUGCUAUUAAUGAAGCAAUGCUGCUUACUAUUGAUACAGAAGAAAUAAAUCUUGUUGCCAAAGAUUCAUACAAAUUAAAAAUUGGUUCCAAAGUUAUGAUAAGAAGGAACAUUGAUGUUUCUAUUGGAUUAGUUAAUGGCACGAUCGGCUAG
Messenger RNA from Nasonia vitripennis (jewel wasp), 786 nucleotides. Its product is annotated as ATP-dependent DNA helicase PIF1-like. The coding region runs from base 1 to 786 and encodes 261 amino acids. The record is from RefSeq and is a predicted model, not a curated record. NCBI's taxonomy places the organism in Eukaryota, Metazoa, Arthropoda, Insecta, Hymenoptera, Pteromalidae. Gene Ontology annotation, molecular function: DNA helicase activity. The transcript has 3 exons. Gene Ontology annotation, biological process: DNA repair; telomere maintenance.